AGUCUCUAACAUGAUUUGCCCACCUGCAAAUCUCCAUCUCUAGUCAUGGUGCUCUCCUCACGUCUUUAACAAGGUAAGCAAGCACCAACACUUUCUACUUCCAUCCAAAACGACCCCGUCUCCUCGCAGACUCAAUAACGAUCGUAUUCCCCUGUUUACGAAGAAAUGGCGGCCAAAAUCGGGUCAUUCCGGCACAGCUUCGCCGAGAGAAGCAAGGAGAGGCUGCUGUCGCGAAAAGGGUACUCCGAUUUCGGCCUCAACAGCUCAGAAUGCGGCGAGGAUCGCGUGAAAUGCGGCUGGUUUGGGAGGAUGUCCGAUGGGUUAGUCAACUUCUGCAACAGCGUUCAGGAGGUUUCGGUUAAGCUCUAUCAAAUGGGCCGCUCCGAUCCUCGGAAAGCUUACUUCGCCGCCAAGAUGGGGCUGUCUCUGGCGAUUGUUUCGCUGCUUAUAUUUUUCAAGGAGCCGCUCAAAGAUGCUAGCCAAUAUUCCAUCUGGGCGAUUCUUACUGUAGUCGUCGUUUUCGAAUUCAGUAUAGGUGCGACGUUGAACAAAGGGUUUAACCGUGCUCUGGGGACGAUAUCGGCCGGAGGGAUAGCUCUAGGCAUAGCUGAGUUGGCUGUAAGGGCUGGAAGUUGGCAGGAGGUUGUGAUUGUAGCCAAUAUUUUCAUAGCAGGUUUUCUUGCUAGCUAUAUCAAGCUUUAUCCGCCGAUGAAGAGUUAUGAAUAUGGAUUUCGGGUGUUCUUGUUGACAUACUGUAUAGUUUUGGUAUCCGGGAGUAAUUCGUCAUUUAUCGGAACAGCAAUUUAUCGAUUGCUACUCAUUGGAGUGGGUGCUGGUAUCUGUUUAGUUAUAAACAUAUGUAUAUUACCCAUCUGGGCAGGGGAGGAUCUCCACAAGCUGGUGGUGAAAAAUUUCAAGGGUGUUGCUACUUCAUUGGAAGGUGUUGUUAAUGGAUAUCUGCAAUGUGUUGAGUAUGAGAGAAUUCCUUCGAAAAUUCUCACAUACCAAGCUUCUGAUGAACCAUUGUAUAGUGGAUAUAGAACCACUAUACAAUCUUCAACCCAAGAGGAAACCCUGUUAGACUUUGCACUAUGGGAGCCACCGCAUGGCCCCUAUAAUUCAUUCAAUUAUCCUUGGAGAAAUUAUGUCAGAGUUGGUGGUUCUCUGAGGCACUGUGCUUUCAUGGUCAUGGCAAUGCAUGGAUGCAUUCUGUCAGAAAUACAGGCACCACCAGAGAAGAGACAGGUUUUUGCAAAUGAGCUCCUGAGGGUUGGUACCGAAGGUGCUAAAGUAUUACGUGAGCUAGGAAGCAAAGUAGAAAGGAUGGAAAAGUUAAGUCCCAAAGACAUACUUUUUGAUGUGCAUGAAGCAGCAGAAGACUUGCAGCAUAUGAUAGACCAGAAAUCGUACCUUCUUGUCAAUUAUGAAGGCUGGGGACCCAAAAUACUAGGGCGCAAAUGUGAAGAUCCUGACAAUUUUGUUGAUAAAGAGCAGGAUAAUAAGAACAACGUGAUUGAGUCCCUUAGUGAAUCCUGGGAUGGUCAAAAUGUUGGAACUGGUGGUGGUGGCGGCGAUCCUUCAAUGUCACAAUGGAUAUCUACAGAUAGUGUGUUAAAGAAAUCAUUAACAGCAUGGCCCUCACGCCUUACAUCGUUUACUGGAAAUCUUAUGCAACCUCAACCUGAACCAGAAGAAUCAAAAGUAUAUGAAAGCGCCAGCUCCUUAUCCUUAGCAACAUUUACAUCUCUUCUGAUUGAGUUUGUGGCAAGGCUUCAAAAUUUAGUGGAUGAAUUUGUAGAGCUUAGUGAGAAAGCAAACUUUAAGGAUCCUAUGGACUCAUCGGAGACCAAAGAGGUAGGCGGGUUCUGGACCAGAAUAUAUCGGCGCUUCCGGUCCAAGCCUGAAGAGUUAGCUUGAUAUUAUAAUUUUGAUUGGAUGUGCUCUUUGAUUCUUUUAACAGGACAUCCCUUUACGAUUGUAUGAAUAUAUGUUGUAGAAAGUCAGUGUGACUUUGUUCUGAACCCUAUAUUGUAUACCAUUUUGAGGAAAAACCAGGUGGGAAAAUCCCCAUUUGAAGUAGAAAUGCCCAG
Fragaria vesca subsp. vesca is the source of this 2090-nucleotide messenger RNA. RefSeq names its product aluminum-activated malate transporter 4-like. NCBI's taxonomy places the organism in Eukaryota, Viridiplantae, Streptophyta, Magnoliopsida, Rosales, Rosaceae. The transcript is spliced from 7 exons. Gene Ontology annotation, cellular component: plant-type vacuole membrane. Gene Ontology annotation, biological process: malate transport. Bases 166 to 1917 code for a protein of 583 amino acids. The record is from RefSeq and is a predicted model, not a curated record.